UGGAGGAAUUAGAAAGCAGAACCACGAAGGAAAUAAUAAGAGUACUGGAGAAAGUAUGGUACACGUGGGGAGGCAUCGAUGAACUAGUGAGUGACAACGGAAAAGAACUGGUAAGUAAGAGCGUAGAGCACUGGCUGUGGGAUAAUGGAAUCAAGCACAGAAUAAUAAGUACAGAAGAAACAGCACGGAUGAAGUGCUGGUUAAGGAUUAGUAGUAAAGCACUGUAA
Molecule: messenger RNA, 227 nt
Organism: Nematocida major
Lineage: Eukaryota; Fungi; Microsporidia
Exons: 1
Biological process (GO): DNA integration
Molecular function (GO): nucleic acid binding
Source: RefSeq, a predicted model, not a curated record